This is a messenger RNA of Rodentolepis nana, 645 nucleotides long. NCBI's taxonomy places the organism in Eukaryota, Metazoa, Platyhelminthes, Cestoda, Cyclophyllidea, Hymenolepididae. The record is from the annotation of a GenBank genome assembly.
AUGCCUGCAUUAGAACUAAAGAAUUUGGAAGAACUUAAGGAAUUCAUUAAUGAGUCCGAACAACCAACACUUAUUUGCCUUCAUACCAAAUGGGCAAAUGAAUGCAAGCAGAUAACCGAAGUGUUUCAGACCCUAGCAAAGGAAGAUGGUAAUAACAAUAUUCGUUUUGCUAUGGUUGAUGCAGAAGACGUGCAACAAUUUUGUAACGAACACAAAGUCAAUUCAGUUCCAACAGUUUUGUUACUUAAAAAGGGGAAGGAAAUGACUCGCAUUCAGGGGGCAAAUGCAGCUGAAUUAACAAAAACUGUUUCUUCUCUGCGCGACACCAGUGUACCCGCUCUUAGUUUAAACGAUCGCCUUAAAGCCCUUAUCAACCAAGCUCCAAUAAUGCUAUUCAUGAAGGGUACACCCGAAGGAGUCCAGUGCAAAUUCAGCCGAGCCAUGUUGGAAAUCCUUAAUAAAUACAACGUCAAGUUCGGUUCAUUCAACAUCCUUAACGAUGAUACUGUUCGUGAAGGACUGAAAAAGUACUCCAAUUGGCCUACAUAUCCACAACUAUAUGUCAAUGGUGAACUGAUUGGUGGUGUUGAUAUUGUCAAAGAGAUGGAUGAAGCUAAUGAACUUGCUCCUGCUCUUGGACUGUAG